Striga asiatica is the source of this 717-nucleotide messenger RNA. The record is from the annotation of a GenBank genome assembly. NCBI's taxonomy places the organism in Eukaryota, Viridiplantae, Streptophyta, Magnoliopsida, Lamiales, Orobanchaceae.
CUGCAAUGGCUCCAAGCAGCAGCCACAGAUAUUAACGCUGAAGCCCCCACUGCCUAUAGUGGCGAUCUCGAGUAUUUCGCAAAUCUCUCCAUCGGGAAUCCGCCGGUACCUUUCCUGGCCUUAAUCGACACGGGCGACGGCCUAACAUGGACCCAAUGCGCACACUGCCGCCACUGCUCUGCACAGCCGACUCCCUUAUUCAAUCCCAAGAAGUCCAGCUCGUACACCGCGUUAAAUUGCCCGAACGAUAAAUGCAAACUGCACGAUCCCGAUGGUUGCAAUGGAUUGCCGCCUGGCACCAAAUGCAAGUACAGAAAAGUGUACCUAGAUGGCACCGGGACCCGAGGCGACCUGGCCACCGAGACCCUCUGGUUUGGGGACGUCCACGUCCCCGGAGUCCUAUUGGGCUGCGCAUUUCACAGUUACGGAGAUGUACUACGUGGAGGCACGGGGACCUUGGGCCUGAUGCAGUGGAACGANCAGCAUUGUCUCCCAACUCGACUCCCCGUCCCCAUCAACGCCUCCGCGUUCAGCGCGACAAACAACGAUGGGUCAAGGGGUAUGAUCAUCGACUCGGGAACAACGUUGACGUAUCUCGAGAGGAGCACGUUCGACGCCGUUGCCCGGGAAAUCACCCGCCAGAUCAGACUCCCACGGACCAGCCAUGGGUACCUUACCUUGUGCUACAAAUGCCCGAAAGGCCACGCGGGGGGAAUU